Molecule: messenger RNA, 1096 nt
Organism: Lingula anatina
Lineage: Eukaryota; Metazoa; Brachiopoda; Lingulata; Lingulida; Lingulidae
Product: arginine--tRNA ligase, cytoplasmic
Biological process (GO): arginyl-tRNA aminoacylation
Cellular component (GO): cytoplasm
Molecular function (GO): arginine-tRNA ligase activity; ATP binding
Source: RefSeq, a predicted model, not a curated record
CAAGUGCGGUCUCUCACUUCCGUUCCACGCGACAUCAACAUGGAUGAGUUUCUUGCUCGUGCAGAGAAAGCGGAGAAAGAGAUUGCAUCACUGGAGUCGGAGAUUGCCAGGUUGAAGGACCCAGAGAGGCUGAUUGCAGAGGACUCGGUCACACCAGAGUUGGACAAACUUAGGACAGAGAAUGCUAAACUUAAGUUCCAGAUUGUACAUUUGAAGCGAAAUAUUGCUGCAGAGAAGUCUAAAUCAUCCAACAACAUGCUGAGCAUAGCCAGUAUCCUUCAGGAUAUCUUCAAGCAAGCUAUCAACCAGGCUUAUCCUGAUCUUGCCAACCCACCCCUGGUGGUCACUGUGAGCACUAAUGAGAAGUUUGGGGACUAUCAAUGCAACAGUGCCAUGGGUAUAGCACAGAUACUGAAGUCCCAGGGUCAGAAGGCUUCCCCCAGGGAUAUAGCUCAGGCUAUAGUUGGUAAACUGCCUGAGAACGAGCUCAUAGAUAAGACUGAAAUUGCGGGACCAGGCUUUAUUAAUGUUCAUCUGAAGAAGGAUUUCAUAUCGGUGCAACUGAGAGAUUUGCUAGGCAAAGGAGUGCGUCCUCCUGUUAUAGCAGCAAAGAAGCGAGUAGUGGUUGAUUUCUCUUCACCAAACAUUGCCAAGGAAAUGCAUGUUGGACAUCUAAGGUCCACCAUUAUUGGUGAGAGCAUCUGCCGUCUGUGUGAAUUUCUAGAGCACGAUGUUCUGAGGUUGAAUCAUAUAGGAGACUGGGGGACACAGUUUGGGAUGCUGAUUGCACACCUCAAAGACAAGUUCCCAAACUACCUGACAGUGUCGCCACCUAUUGGGGAUCUGCAGGCCUUCUACAAGGAAUCCAAGGUUCGUUUUGACAAUGACGAAGAGUUCAAAAAGCGUGCAUAUGCAGCUGUUGUCAGCCUCCAGGCCCAUGAACCUGACUCUCUCAAAGGAUGGAACUUGAUAUGUGAUGUAUCCAGGAUGGAAUUUGAGAAAAUAUACCAACGGCUUGAUGUAUCCAUUGUGGAGCGAGGUGAAUCUUUUUACCAAGAUUUGAUGAGCGAAGUGGUGAAAGAACUGGAUGCAAAAG